Phoenix dactylifera (date palm) is the source of this 2436-nucleotide messenger RNA. RefSeq lists its product as uncharacterized. The record is from RefSeq and is a predicted model, not a curated record. Lineage: Eukaryota; Viridiplantae; Streptophyta; Magnoliopsida; Arecales; Arecaceae. Gene Ontology annotation, molecular function: protein binding.
AUUUUGGCGUAAGAAUAAAAGAAAUGGCUGGCUCAAUGGACUUGCGUGCUCGAUACCAAAACCUUAUAUACGCCCCAAACAAGGGAGAGAACGGGUAGAAGAGAACGGGGAGGGAAGAAAAAAAAAUAAAUCAUAAAACUAUAAAAAAGGGAAAAAAAUGAAAUAAGAAACGAAAUGAAAAGCUAGAAACGGGGAGAAGAGAGGGGGGGAAAACCCUAGGGCGCGUACCUGAGGUGACGAUUGAGGCAGCUUGAUGAGACUCAUCGAUGGCGAGAUCCAGCGAUCUGGAGCGAGAGAUCUGGGGGACGUGGGAGGAGCUCCUCCUCGCCUGCGCCGUUAACCGACAUGGCACCCGGAGCUGGGACUCCGUCGCCAUGGAGUUCCAGGCCCGCAGCCCCUUCGCCCAUCUCCUCACCCCGCAGAGCUGCCGCCAGCGUUACCGCGACCUUCAACGCCGCUUCGCCGACGGCAUCGACGGCGGCGACGACGACGACGGCGGUGGCGAUGACUCGGCGGCGGCGGAAGUCCCCUGGCUCGAGGAGCUCCGGAAGCUCCGCGUGGCCGAGCUCCGGCGGGAGGUCGAACGAUACGAUGUUUCGAUCGUGUCUUUGAAAAUAAAAGUAAAAAAGCUCAAAGAAGAGCGCGAACGAAGCUUGCGGGAGGCGAGAUCCGGCGAGCGAGAAAAUGAUCGGAAGGAUGACGAGAAAAUAGACGGCGGAUCACCGGAAUCUACGCCGGGGUCGUUACCCGGAAAUCGGAUCUGUGGCAGAGAUUCCAGCAGGUCGUGCAAGCAGUCCAACUCGACCGAUCUGAAGGAGGAGGAGGAGAAACCCGGAGGGGAGGACGGAAAGCCGGAGGUGGAGCCUGGAUCCUGCGGAGGGGAAGCCGAUCCGGCCGCCGGUGGGGGCGAGAAGGCCUCCGGGGAGGGAUCCUACAACGGGAGCUCGGACACGAUAGCGAAGGGCGCGGCGGCGGCGGUGGCGGCAGAGGCCGACCUACCGCGGCCGCAGAGGGGGGAGUCAGGCGAGUCGGUGGCCGAGUCGAAGGGCGGCGAGGCGGAGGAUGAGGGUCAGAAAGAGAGCAGCGACGUCCAGAGCUCCGCCAGUCUGUCGAGACGGCGGAGGGGAUGGCGGAGGAAGGUGGUUACCGGCUGUAGCGGCGGCGGCGACGAGCAGGAGGACUCCCUCAUCGCCAAGCGGAUCGCCGCUGAAUCACAGCCGUUGGCGUCCUUCUUCGAGAUUAUCCGGUCGAACAAGUAUGGUUCCGUUUUCGAGCGUCGGCUCGAGAGCCAGGAAACCGGUCGAUAUCGGAGUGUAAUUCGUCAACACGUGGACCUGGAGAUGGUGCGAGCGAAGAUGGAGCGCGGAGGCGGAAGGGUGUAUACUAGCGUGGAGUUCUUCCGCGACCUGCUGCUCCUCUGCAACAACGCCAUUGUCUUCUACCCCAAACACUCUCCGGAGUCCACCGCCGCCGUCCAUCUCCGCCAGCUUGUCGCCAAGGAGAUGGCAGCCACAAUUCGGAAGCCGGACCGACUGCCUAAUGCGGUGGAGCCCGCGCCGCUAUCGCUGCCUCCUCCUCAUCAGCCGAAGUUUAAAAAGGAUCCGGACCUGGCCGGCUCGUUAUUUGAGAAGUCCGCCUCCCCAGCUCCCGUAACUGCGUGCCGGAAGCGUAGCUCCAUCUCUACCAAGGCCAAGAAGGAGGAGAGGGACGAGAAGCAUGAUUCGGAUCGGAGGGAGCGGGAGAACGAAGAGCAGAACCUCAGCUCUAAGAAGAGUAAUAACAAAGAAAGAUCCGCGGCAAGAGGCUUGAGGACGAAUAAGAACCGCGGCGGAAGCAGAGCAGGAGGGGCUGGAGGUGCGGCGGCGGGGAAGAGCCUGAACUCCGUUCCCGCUCCGAGCCGUAGAUCCAAGCCUGUGGAGACCACCGCGGCGGAACAGGCGGUUAAGGCGGAGAAGAAGAGCGGCGGUGGGGCGGCCGCAGCCUCCAAGCGAAGCGCCGUGAGCUUCUUGAACCGGAUGAAGCGGAGUUCGCCCUCGCCCAACGGGACGUUGCUGGAGAAGCUGAAGGGAUCGUCCUCCGGGGGCAGUGGAAGAGCGGCGGAACAGAAGAAGGGGGUAAAAGGAGAUGGCCGGAAGGACCAGAGGUCUCGCCAGGGAGGCGGCUCGAACCACUCGAAGAAAGCGUCGGAGCCGAGCGCUCCGGCGAAGAGGAGCGUGGGGAGACCGCCGAAGAGGGCUGCGGCUCCGCCUACACCGCCGCCGGCGAAGAAGGCAAGGGAGGAGGCGGAGGCAGCGCGUGCCAAGCCUCCGCUGGCGUCUUCGAGGAAGCGGGGAAGGAAGUGAGGGCGGUCGGCCGCACUCUCGGUGUAAAUUAAGUACCCUACUGGGGGCUUAGUUGUAAGGGUCUCAUGUUAUUAUUAUUAUUUAUUUUUGGGCC